This is a messenger RNA of Heterobilharzia americana, 1411 nucleotides long. The record is from the annotation of a GenBank genome assembly. Lineage: Eukaryota; Metazoa; Platyhelminthes; Trematoda; Strigeidida; Schistosomatidae.
CACAAUCUCAAGUUGUUUCGCUACGUGUCCCUGUGUUGUUGCGUGUACUUGUGUGAUUUUUGAAAAAUCAUGUACAAAGUGAAUCGUUUAAUACCAGAGUUGAAUAACUUUGUUCAUACAGAUAAAAUGUAUAAAUUAAAGAGUUAUUAUUAUCAUUAUUCUAAUGAAAUCAAUGAAUCAAUUAAUAAGAAAAUAUUAUUAAAUGAAGUAAUUACUAAUAAUCAAUUAAAUGAAUAUGAUAAUAAUAUUAUGAAUGAACUUUAUCAAUUAGAUGAUAAUUUAUCAUUUCUCUUAAAUAUAUUUACAAGUUAUCAAUCUAAUAAUUUAGAAAAAUCUUCAACAUUGAAUAUAUUUACUAAUGAAGUUCAUGAAUUAAUUGAGUAUAUAAAAGUUUUAUCAAAUUAUUAUAAAGUGAAUCCUAUUCAUGAUAUACAAGAGAAUAGUGUAUACAAUGAAUUGAAUAAAUUAAAUAAUGAAUUAGACGAUAUAUUAAAUAUAUUUACAAGUUAUCAUUAUCAAUUUAUGAAUAAUAAAAUUAUUGAUAAAGUCACUACUACUACUACUACUCAGCCUGUAACUAUAAUUAAUACAAUUACUAUUCCUAAUGAAAUUAUCACAUUGAUUAUCCAAUGUAAUCCAAAUAAUCCUCCAUUAUCUAUACUAUUAUUAUGUCAUUUAUUACUUAAUAAUCAAUAUAAGAUAAUAAUUAAAUCAUUUAUACAUUCAACAAUAAAACAAUUACCAAAAUCACUUAAACAUUUAUUACAAAUAUUAAUGACAAAUAUGAAUUAUUCAUUGAACAUAAUAAAUAAUAAUAAUAAUAAUAAUAAUAAUAAUAAUAAUAAUAGGCAAAUGGAUACAAAUUUACAAUUACAUUUUAUAUGGAAUACAAAUUGUCCUGAUUGUAUUAUAUCAUCAUUUAAUAAAUCAAUUACACCGACAAUCUUAUACGGAGAAUGUAUGUUAGUACAAUUAAUUGUAAAGAUAUUUCAAUUAAAAUAUAUUGAUCAACUUAUAUCACUUGUUAUAAUGAUUGAUUCAGGAUUAUUAUUAUUGCCUACAUUAAUGACCUUGUCAACAUCAUCAUCAUCAUUGCCUACUCUUGUUAAAGAUCUCAGAGUGAAGACGCUAGAUACAUUGAAUAAUCAUGCGUAUUUUAUAAAUAUUAAUCGUGAUUUCCCAUCAAUUAUUGACUGUUUUCUAUUUGUUUGUAUUAAACAAUUGAAUUUGUUCAAUAUUCUACCGGGUAAUUUAAAGUUAUGGUUGAAAUUUGUCAAAAAUGGAAAAGUUUUAAUUUAUUAUCAAUUUAAUGUUAUGUUACUUUUUCUAGUAGUAAAUUUGUUAAGUAUACAUACUGGUAUAUAAAAGAUAUUUCUGUUUUAUUUUAUAUGAUUAUUUUGAACUUUUGUAU